Molecule: messenger RNA, 1274 nt
Organism: Varanus komodoensis (Komodo dragon)
Lineage: Eukaryota; Metazoa; Chordata; Lepidosauria; Squamata; Varanidae
Gene: FAM3B
Product: FAM3 metabolism regulating signaling molecule B
Exons: 8
Coding region: 205-915 (236 amino acids)
Source: RefSeq, a predicted model, not a curated record
AGCGGCGGUGACUUAGGGCGUUGACAAGGCCGCAGGCAGGUGUCGCAAAGGCAAAGGGGAAAAAAGGUCAAGCCGCCUCCCUCCGCAACUACCGGCACAAGAGACGGAGUGCCAAAAUCUGACCACGUCCUUUCCUUGUCUGCAGUUGCACACAGAAAAUCGGGAAGCGGCGGGAACCCCCGCCAAGGCGCGCCGUUGCUGAACAUGCGAAUGGGCUGCAACAAUUUUGUAAAGCUAGCAGGAUUUAUACUGGCAUCUCUCGGUGCCUGGUACAUGGGAUCUCUAUUUGCAUAUAUGGUACCUGAAGAAUCACUCAUAUCAACUUUUGACAAUCUUCAGAAUCUUGGAGAAAAACCAAAGCUUAAGGUGCCCCCCCCAAAAAGGCUCAAGUGUGACCACUGGUCUCCGUGCCAGUCUGGAAGCUAUGCUUUUCGCUUACUCAGUGGUGGGGGCACAGAGAAGCUGGCAAAAAUCUGCUUUGAAGAUGAACUACUCAUUAGUGAAGAAAGGGGGAAUGUCGGAAGAGGAAUCAAUAUUGCCAUUGUGAACUAUAACACUGGAAAAGUCAUUUCUACAACAUAUUUUGACCUAUGGGGAGGAGAUUAUUCUGAAGCAAUGGCUGAUUUUAUCAGAAAGGCCCCACAGGGAUCUCUGCUGUUUAUGGUGACCCAUGACGAAGGAAGCACCAGGUUAAAGGAGAAUGGGAAAAAGGCAAUAGCAGAACUAGGAAGUAAAGAAAUAUGGAACCUGAAAUUCAGAUCAAGCUGGGUCUUCAUAGCUGCUAAGGGGUUUAAGCUGCCAGAAGACUUGGAAAAGGAAAAGAUCAACCAUUCUGACAAGGACAAGAACCGAUAUAAUGGAUGGCCUGCUGAAAUCCAAAUAGAAGGCUGUAUUCCAAAAGACCUAACUGGCUGAAUUAUAAAAUUAAUAAACAGUACAAAACAGGAGAACCCAUUUGUCUCUGGGCCACGGGAUUGUUGCAAGCAGUAACAUGUCUGACAUAUGUGUUUGUGUAUAACCAAGUUGCUUUGUGAGAAUACUUGAUACAGCUGAAAAACCAAAUCCAGUAACCAAAGACUGAAAUAGGACAGAAGUCUGUGAAAGAGUCUCAUGCUCGUCCGUUCCCUGCCCCUCUUUUCUUUCACUGAAACAGUUUUCAGCCAGAGUCUUGAGGCUAGUAGUUUCAUGGAUCCUCACUUUAUACUUGAAUGUUUUAAAUAUUUAUUACAUUAACCACCCUGGAAGUAAUAAACAGAUUUUAUUUCAUUUUAAAA